UAGAAAUUCUGCUUCCCUCUCUUCGGCGGCGCCCCUAGGUGGCCAGUCGCGGCACUGCUGCUGAUGUAAACAUACCGUAGCUGUUCUUUAAAUGUUCACAUGCUCUCCACCCGUGAAUGAGUUGAGCUGAGAACAUGGCGGCAUGAAAACCGUGAAAACUGUUACUACAACGGGACCCGAAACAUAACCAAUGAAAGCAUCUCAUCUGGGUUCAGAAAAUAGGAGAAGCUUUGUGGGAUGUCUUCGUUCUAUCCCUGGAACACAGAAAACAGCAGCACAGAGGGCGUAUUAAGCUAAUAAAGUGAACCGGGACUCUUCUACUCCGGCGAAAAGGGCAGGGGAAAACAAGGCUGACAUGAACGGGGACAUUUUAUGCAAUGGACAUUCUACCCUCCCUAAUUACUUAAUUCAUUGCAACAGUAAAACAUCACGCGAAGAAGUGGAUAUCAUAGAGGGCAAGUCGCAAAUGCAAGGAGAGUGUAUAGGCAGAAGGCAUGCCAUUGUGAGCCCUGAUUCGAGUGGGAUAAAUAACGAACAGCAUGAGGCAUGGCCAUGUGAAGGUGACAGGCUUCCACUACAAUCAUACCCCUCUGUGGAGGUGACAACAGGUCAAUACAGUUCCCGCGCCUUCAACCACAGCAGAGAGACACGCCGCAAAGUGAAAGUCAAGAAAUCCUCCCAGAGAAGAGAAGAGAGGAAAAAUACCACAAAUCGCAAGGUCACAGACUAUUUUCCUGUAAGGAGAAGUUCCAGGAAAAGCAAGUCUGAAUUGGAGUGUGAAGAAAAGAAGCAUAUAGAUGAACUAAUCUUGAAGGGGAUUGAGAAUGGCAUGACGGUUCAGCACAUAGAAAGUAAAGGACGAGGCAUUUUCGCUACACAAAGUUUCCAGAAGGGGCAGUAUGUGGUGGAAUACUAUGGCGACCUGUUACAAAUUCCUGAUGCCAAGAAAAGGGAAACUAUGUAUGCCCAGGACCCUUCCACUGGCUGCUAUAUGUACUACUUUCAGUACCUGAGUAAAACAUACUGCGUGGAUGCCACUACUGAAUCUGGCCGAAUGGGAAGACUCAUCAACCACAGCAGAAAUGGCAACUGUCACACCAAACUCCACGACAUCAACGGAAUACCUCACCUCAUCCUCGUAGCCUCCAGAGACAUCGACAAGGGCGAGGAACUUCUCUACGACUAUGGCGACCGCAGGAAGACAUCCAUCGCCGCUCACCCUUGGCUUAAACAAUGAGUGGCCAGAAAGGGAAUUCCCAACCCCUGGUUUCUUAAUAGAGUUUUUAAUGUAAUUAUUGCCUUAGGGAACAGAAUGUUAGGGGAUGGUGUGUUGGUGGGUAACUUAGAUGAAGGUACAUAUUCAAAAUGUCCUACAUUAUUACUUUUAAAAUAUUUAUCCUGCUCCUAAGACCUGCUAGUUUGCUUGUUUUUUUUGACACAUUUCUUUUGUACAUUUUAUAUAUGAGUAGAUCAGUGCUUCCAAAGCAUGCAGUGGUAGUCUAAUGUUCUGCGUUUUUAUAAACAUUUUCUUAAUCCAAUCUGUAAUACAUGUUUAGCAAUAACAAUGUCUGGUGUCCAAACAUCAGUGAGAUGCAGAGAGAUGCAAGCAAAGCCUUUUAACAGCUUCACACAAACUGGAAUGUCUUAUCCACCUUUAACACAGCUGACUGGAGAUGUGUGGCUCUUUUUGCUCUGUGUGUAGUGUCACAAAUCUGAGUAAAUCUUUAGCUCUUAACAUAGAACACUGUUUUGUUCCAAAACCCUGCACCAUGUGAAAGUAUGUUGAUUAAUCUUUAUGCUGGUGUAGAGGCAUUAGUAAAUAAAAUGUUUUUUUUUUUUUUUAAA
Clupea harengus (Atlantic herring) is the source of this 1845-nucleotide messenger RNA. It is a transcript of the gene kmt5aa, whose product is annotated as lysine methyltransferase 5Aa. Gene Ontology annotation, cellular component: nucleus; polytene chromosome. Gene Ontology annotation, molecular function: protein binding; transcription regulator activity; histone H4K20 methyltransferase activity. Gene Ontology annotation, biological process: regulation of DNA damage response, signal transduction by p53 class mediator; regulation of transcription by RNA polymerase II. The record is from RefSeq and is a predicted model, not a curated record. NCBI's taxonomy places the organism in Eukaryota, Metazoa, Chordata, Actinopteri, Clupeiformes, Clupeidae.